Molecule: messenger RNA, 1509 nt
Organism: Aspergillus nidulans FGSC A4
Lineage: Eukaryota; Fungi; Ascomycota; Eurotiomycetes; Eurotiales; Aspergillaceae
Product: putative MFS efflux transporter
Exons: 3
Coding region: 1-1509 (502 amino acids)
Biological process (GO): transmembrane transport
Cellular component (GO): membrane
Molecular function (GO): transmembrane transporter activity
Source: RefSeq, a predicted model, not a curated record
AUGCGCUUAGCUACCAGGUCUUCCUCAAUCAAUACUUCUUUACUUUUUACAUCCAACCAUGAGACUUCACGAAGAAUCCACGACCAUGCCCACCGUAACAGAAACAACCCCUCUCCUCUCACCAACUGCCAUACCCGCAUCACCACCACGGCCAAUACCAACACCAUUAUCAUCGCCCUCAUCUUCGAACUCGGUCUUAAACAUAGCCCCCAAAUCGAACCCUACAAUCACCUCAAAUACCUCCUUCACACCUUUCCAAAAGCGGCUCAUAAUACUCACCGCAUCCCUUGCGUCCACCUUCUCCCCCCUCUCGUCAAACAUCUACUAUCCAGCCCUAAACGCCCUCGCGGCGGAUCUGCACGUCUCCUCAUCGCAAAUCAACCUCACAAUCACUACAUACAUGGUCUCCGCGCAGUCCAAAGCAGCGGCAUAUCAGGCACUGUCGCGCUCUCGGCUGCAGUUGCGGCGGAUAUAGUUGACUCUCACGAGAGGGGAGCGUACAUGGGGCUCACGAGUCUGGGAAAUAUCCUUGCGCCGAGCUUGGGACCUGUUCUUGGGGGAUUGAUUACGAGUCAUUGUGGAUGGAGGGGGGUCUUUUGCUUUCUUGCCGGUGGGGGGGUCGUCGUCUUGCUCGUGCUGGGUUUCUUUUUGCCAGAAACAAGAAAGGCACGAGUGAAUACUUUAGAGGUUGGAUCGGUAGAGAGGGGACAAGCUGAAGGAGCGGCACCAGACAACCAGCAAAGCAAGAGAAGAAAGAAGCCAGGCCUCCCAAAUCCGCUGACGCCUCUCCGCCUCCUAGCUCACUUUCCAACUAGCCUGGUCUUGCUCUCGAAUGGGCUUGUCUUUGCGAGCUAUUAUGCCGUCACGGCCGGCAUACCGUCGCAGUUUGCGCGGAUUUAUGGGUUAUCUGAUAUGGAAGUUGGGCUGGUUUUUCUACCGGCGGGAGUCGGGUCGUUGGUGUCCGCGACAUUUAAUGGAGCUCUCGUGGAUUGGAAUUAUCGGAGGGUAAGGAAAAUGUAUGAAGACACGAAAGUGACUGCAGAAGGAGAUAAUGAAGUGAGUGGAGCUGCAGAAGGAACGCAAAGCGAUUGGGAAUUCCCUGUUGAACGAGCAAGACUGCAGGUAGGGGGGCCAAUGACUCUCUUCUGCUCACUCGUGAUCUUCAUCUACGGCCUGGUGCUGGACCGACACCCUCCCCUUGCACUCUCCCUGGCCAUGAUCUUCCUGGUUUCAUUCUCCAUUACAGCCUCCUACAACGUGAUGAACGUCCUCUUGGUGGACCUGUACUACUCCACGCCGGCAACGGUCAUGGCCACGAAUAACUUUGUCCGGUGCUUUUUGGGCGCGGUGAGUACAGCGCUCGUCACGCCGAUGAUCGAAAGAUUCGGCGGUGGGAGGACAUAUGGAAUGGUUGCGGCGUUGAUAGUCGGUGUGUGCUGUCCGGUGCUGGGAACUGUGUAUGUCAAUGGGGUACAGUGGAGAGUACAGAGGGAAUCGAAGUUUCGGUGA